This is a messenger RNA of Nycticebus coucang (slow loris), 4524 nucleotides long. It is a transcript of the gene POF1B, whose product is annotated as POF1B actin binding protein. The record is from RefSeq and is a predicted model, not a curated record. NCBI's taxonomy places the organism in Eukaryota, Metazoa, Chordata, Mammalia, Primates, Lorisidae. The coding region runs from base 50 to 1759 and encodes 569 amino acids. Gene Ontology annotation, molecular function: actin filament binding. Gene Ontology annotation, cellular component: adherens junction; bicellular tight junction; actin filament. Gene Ontology annotation, biological process: actin filament organization; epithelial cell morphogenesis; bicellular tight junction assembly. The transcript is spliced from 16 exons.
CAGACCUGCUCCAGCUGCUUCUCAGGGAGAGCAUCUGGGGAGUUUCUUGAUGACCACUGAGAAGAUGAGCUCAAAUUAUUGGAGUGAGACCAGCAGCAGAAGCUGUGGGACCCAGCAGCCCCCAGAAGUGCUGCAAUCCCAGCCCCGGUAUUACCACAACUACUAUCAGUCAAGCCAAGCCCAGCAGUCGCCAGAAAAAAAUGUAGUAUAUGAGCGAGUGAGAACCUACAGUGGGCCCAUAAACAAGGUGGUGCAGGCCUUGGACCCCAUCGACUCACAGGAAAUUCUCUCUCCUCUCAAAACUGCCUCCUCCUACCAAAAUUUGGUUUGGAGCGACCAUUCCCAGGAACUCCAUUCUCCAACAAUGAAAGACACUACAUACCCACAGGCCAUUAUUAGGAGAUACAUAGUACAAAAUCCUGAACAGGAACCACUGUCUCCAUUUCUGAGAGGAAGCCAUUUCUUCCCAGGAAACAAUGUUAUUUAUGAAAAGACAAUAAGAAAAGUGGAGAAGUUAAAUAUAGAUCAAGAAUGCCAUCCUCAGGUUCAAUCCCAUUAUCACAUUGUUCAACAACCCCAGAUCAUCCACUCUCCACAUUGUCAACCAUCCUAUGAUAGCCAGCAAAUCCAAACCAUCACAGGAAGUGAUUCAACUUCUACAAACACUGGAAAUGAACUGUUUCAUAGUAGAUUGAGCCAGGUUUAUGACCAGGUGGUAAUUCAGGAUGAUUGCCCUGAUAAAUUGGACCCCAAAUAUUUUGGAGAGUUGCUUGCUGAUCUAAGCCGUAAGAAUAUGGAUUUGUAUCAUUGCUUAUUAGAACAUUCGCAGAGAAUUGGAGGAAGCAAACAGGACUUUGAGUCUACUGAUGAGUCAGAAGACAUUGAAUCACUGAUUCCUAAAGGAUUGUCUGAGUUUACAAAACAGCUAAUUCGCUAUAUUCUGCAGAUGAGAAAUAUGUCUGAUAAGUCACUCCGGCUAGUGCUGUCCACAUUUAGCAACAUACGGGAGGAGCUUGGGCAUCUACAAAAUGACUUGACAUCACUGGAAAAUGACAAGAUAAGACUUGAGAAAGACUUAGCUUUCAAAGAAACACAAAUAAAAGAGUAUGAAGAACUCUUGGCAUCAGUGAGAGCAAAUAUUUUCCAGCAGCAGCAAGGACUUCAAGACUCAAGCUCAAAAUGCCAGACUCUGGAAGAAAACAAUCUCUCUCUUCGACAUACACUAUCAGACAUGGAAUAUAGACUAAAUGAAUUGAAAUGUUGUAAACAUAAUCUAGAGCAAGAGAAUAAAAAUCUUAGAAUGCAGGUUUCUGAGACUUGCACAGGCCCAAUGUUGCAGGCUAAAAUGGAUGAGAUUGGCAACCAUUACAUGGAGCUGCUAAAAAACUUGAGAAUGGAGAAAGAUAGAGAGAUCUGCAAGCUCAUGUCCCAAUUAAACCAGUACCAAAAAGAUGUUUCAAGAAAAGAAGGAAGUUGUAGUGACUUCCAAUUUAAGCUUCAUGAACUGACAGGCUUGCUGGAAGAGAAGGAUUCCCUUAUAAAGCGUCAGUCAGAGGAACUCUCAAAGUUGAGACAAGAAAUACAUUCAUCUCAUAAUCAACCCUCCAGUGGUGGAAGGACUACUAUUACUACUAAAAAAUACAGGACACAAUAUCCAAUCCUGGGCCUUCUGUGUGAUGACUAUGAAUAUAUACCACCAGGUAGUGACACACGGACUAUUGUCAUUGAGAAAACAGAAGACAAAUGGAGUUGUCCAUGAAUGAAUUCACUUUAAAGUAUACAACUCAAAGGAGGAUUUUUUGUGUCUGCAUUAAUAUUUUGUUAUUUUUCCAUCACCAAAUGCCAAUCAAAAUUUGAACCAUGCUACUUCUCAACAAAUCUAAUGAAUUAGUUCUGCAGAUGACUGUUUCUCCAGCCAUUUAUGAGACCUGAAUCCUUUCUAUAACAUCUGUGUAUUCAAUAUAACAACAUAUAAACUAAGAGAGGGUCAUGCUUGUUUAAACUUUGAUUACAGAUACUGUAGAACAUAACCUGUUAUUUUUCACAUCAGCUGUUUCCUGGAUACUAAAUUAAUUCAUUAGGGUAGAGAUUUUACAAUUUAUUUCAUUAGGAUAUUUUCUCUGAUAUUAGAUGUGCAGUUCAGUUUUUUUUUUUUUUUAAGAAAAAGACAACUGAAUUAAAAAAUAGUUUAGCACAUGAUAGAUACAUUGUCUAUAUUUGCUUUUCUCAUAUUAACACUUAUGACUAAAAGAAAUGCUUUAUUACAUGCUAUUUAUACCUUUUGGAAACAUGACUAAAUCAAAGGUGAUGGUUAAUUUCAUUUAGCAAGGAAGUGAGAUAAAUCUUUUUAAGCAACUACAUCUACUGAAUUGUAUAUUAUGUUAUUCUGGUUCUAACUACAUUAUGUUCUGUCAAGGCAUAUCCUCCCGAAAUGAGCCCAACCACUUCCUUAAAAACAUAAUGCUAUAUGGUAGUAGUGAGUAGAAGGAAUAUAGGAUUUAUCAUAGUGGUAUACAAAUAUAAUAUUGAAAUAUUACAUAGAUAUAAAGGCUUGGGAAUAAAAAUUGCAACAACAAAUAUUUGAUAGCUGUAUCCUACUUGGGAGAAAUAUUUUGUAGUAGAGUAUCUAAUGUACUUAGAAACUUGUUAAUUAACUGGGCUCUAAUAACCUUAAAAAGUGAGUAUAAAUAUCUUUUAAAUAAAUUGCAAGAAUGAAAUGUCUUAAUUUCCACCUGUCUGGUUAAAGUGAAUAAUUAGUAAAUAUUAAAAUUCUGUCUUUGUAAAAGAAUGUAGAUUAAGGCAACAAAUAUAUUUGGGUUAUAUGUGAGUGAAGUUUUGCAGAAAUAUCUCUGCAAAUAUCCAUAUAAAAUUCUAUUAUGCUUUAUAAUUAUAUUCUAACAAUUAUCUAUUAUAGUAAGAAACUUAAGAAUAGAUGAGGCACUAUACUAAAUCAAAGCAUAAAUGAGAAAAUGCUCUUAGUAUUCUUUUAUAGAAAUAUUCAAAUAUGUCUUGAUAUGAAGCUAAAUAUCUUAUAUUAAUACUUUGGCUAAAAUGUUAAGCUCUGUAACAUAAUUUGAUAUAAUUCUAUCAAUAUUGUCAUAAAAAUUUUAGUAUUCAUCUAUAAGCUAUCUAGUCUUUACAAUUUUUCCUUGGCACAGAACAACAUAGCAGUUUCUCCUCUGCUAACUAAUAUAUGUAAAUGUAACAAAGUGUACUGUUACCCACAUAUUACAAAUGAUAUAAGGGGAAGUUUUUAUUAACAAUAGAAAAGUGCCAUCAAUCUGAACAAGAGAAUAGGUGUGAUUUUUCCAAAAUAUUAAAAAAAUGACCAUGUCCAAAAUUUGGGGGCAGUUGCAAAGUCAGCACUUUAUUGGCCCACUUGAUCCAUGAAUAGUAAGUGGGGUCAUAAUAAGGUCCUUAUCGUACUUAACAAUUUUUAAAAUUCUAAUAUAAAUUUUAAUGAUAUAGAGAUGUUCUCUGUAUUUAAAUGAUCAUUUAAAUAUUUAUUCCUUUUCCAAUUUGUGAUUAAGAUCAAGAGAAAUAGUAGUAAUACAUUUUCCUCUCAUAAGUUUCACUCAGCUUAUCUAUGAAUACUACAGAUUUCAGGUGAGAAAUGCUUAUUUAUGUAAUUUCUAUUCCAGUAUAUUGUUUGCUGUAGGUUUGUCGAAUAAAAUAGAGACUGUGCAAUGACAUGCAGAGUAAUUUGUUUAUGUGUCUAAGUGAAAUAUGUUAAUUAUCUGUUACGUGUUUUGUGAAAGUCCAAGUAGGAAAUGUACAGGAAGGACUUUUAGCUUAGUUGUAUAUUUAUAUCAGGAUAUUAUGAUUGCUCUCAUUGAAAACAGAACAAAACAACUUCCUGAUGUGGACUAUUUUAACUUAGUUCGAGCUCCAGUUGAUGCAGGGUUUUGCUUUAAAUUAGAACCUCUUUGAUUACAAACUUAGUUUUCUAAGUUUCAUAACACACUUGUGACAAAUGUCAUUUCAUAUAGCAUUCAUCCUAUUCUUAUAAUGAUGCAUUCAUUAACUGUAUUACUUUUUCUUAACAUGGACAGUAGAAAAGGAACAUAAUAAGGCUUUAGAAAAUUUGACUUCACUACCCAAAUCACCUUAACAAAAAGCCUUCCUCAUACCAUUUUCCCAUUAUUUUCAUCUACAAAGACGACAUGUUUCUUUUAAAAAUAAUUCUCUUGAAAGUAAAUAUGAUGUGAAAAUAUUUCCUCACAAGGUACAUUUCCCCCACCACUAAUAAAUUUAGUGGAUUUUCCUAGUACUUUUUUGUCUGAUUGAAAAAAAUAAGUAUUUCAUGUUCAUGCUAGUAUAAACAGUAAAUAGCAAAUAUUUAAAUGAAUGUAAUUAACAAUAGCAUCUUUCUUAAUAAAAAAUUUAGUAUUUAGUCCAGAAUAAAAACACACCUCUUUUUAAGUCUAUAAAGGAAUACUGGAAUUGUUACGUAACAUAAUUAGAUGAUAGGUAUUCUUGGUAAUCUUGGAUUAGUCUCUUACAAUGAGAUGUUUAUAUUCAUUA